Molecule: messenger RNA, 3414 nt
Organism: Coffea eugenioides
Lineage: Eukaryota; Viridiplantae; Streptophyta; Magnoliopsida; Gentianales; Rubiaceae
Product: receptor-like protein kinase HSL1
Exons: 2
Coding region: 95-3157 (1020 amino acids)
Biological process (GO): protein phosphorylation; hormone-mediated signaling pathway
Cellular component (GO): plasma membrane
Molecular function (GO): protein kinase activity; ATP binding; protein binding
Source: RefSeq, a predicted model, not a curated record
CGUUACUCCCACCAGUUCCCCCGGGAAAACUGACUAACAACACCUCAGCUUCCUCCUCCUCCACCACCAUCGCCAACGGCCGGCGAGGAAUCAAAUGACUGAACUAACCUUGACAUUCAGCAAAAUACCACAGCUUCUUCUUCAUUUCCUCCUAAUUUCCCUACCCCUUUUGGUAAAUUCGCAAGCGUCACUUACUGAAAGAACGAUUCUACUCAACCUCAAAGAGAAGUGGGGCAAUCCAGGAACCCUCCAGUCAUGGAACUCCACCUCCUCCCCAUGCAGCUGGCGAGAAAUUAAUUGCUCCGGCGGUGGCACGGUCACCGGAAUUCACCUCUCAGAUAAAAGCAUAUCCGGAGCAAUCCCAGACUUUAUUUGCAACCUCAAAAACCUCGCUUCUAUUGUUCUUGCUAAUAACUUGAUCUUCCAAACCUUCCCAACAUCUUUGUACGAGUGCUCAAAACUUCAAUACUUAGACCUCUCUCAGAACAUCUUCGUCGGGGACCUUCCACCAGACAUCAACCGCCUCCAGAAACUUCAGUACCUUGAUAUCAGCGGCAACAACUUCACCGGAGACAUCCCACCGGCCAUCGGCAACUUGACAGAGUUAAAGACUCUGUUUUUGCAUUCAAACUUGUUCAAUGGCACAUUUCCAGCUGAAAUUGGGAACUUAUCCAAUCUUGAAGUCCUUGCGAUGGCGUAUAACCAGUUCUUGCCGGCGGCAAUCCCACCAGAGUUCGGAAAGCUAAGCAAAGCUAAGUUCAUUUGGAUGGCGGGUACAAACUUGAUUGGCCAAAUUCCAGAGAGUUUUAGCAGCCUUACCAAUCUUGAGCAUUUGGAUUUGGCUCUAAAUGACAUGGAUGGCGGAAUCCCAAGUGGGCUACUCUUGUUAAAGAACCUGAGCGUUGUUCUUUUGUAUAGAAACUGGUUUUCGGGACCAAUUCCAUCGGUGAUCGAGUCGUUGAAUUUGACUCAAAUGGAUCUUUCCAUUAAUAGAUUGACAGGAAUCAUACCUGCAGAUGUUGGCAAGUUGCAGCAGUUGCAGUUUUUGAUUCUGUAUUCCAAUCAGCUGGAGGGAGAAGUUCCCGCGAGUAUUGGCCUACUUCCAGGCCUGAUUAAUUUUCGCAUUUUCAAUAACAAAUUGAGUGGUGUUUUACCACCAGAAUUAGGCCUUCAUUCUAAACUUGAAGCUGUUGAAGUUUCUAAUAACCAAUUCACCGGGAAUAUACCGGAGAAUUUGUGUGCAGGAGGGACUUUGUUUGGUGUGGUCGCCUACUCCAAUAAUCUAAAUGGUGGCAUACCAAAGUCGCUUGAAACUUGUGAUACUUUGAGAACAAUUCAGCUCCAUUACAAUGGGUUGUCGGGGGAGGUUCCAGCAGGCAUUUGGACAUUAAAGAACAUGACAAGUGUGAUGCUGAGUAAUAACUCAUUUUCAGGUGGGCUUCCGAGGAUGGUAGCGUGGAGUUUGACUCGUGUGGAGAUCGAUGAUAACAAGUUUUCUGGUCAAAUUCCAGUCGAGAUAUCGUCUUGGGCGAAAUUGACUGUGUUCAAGGCUGGCAACAAUAUGCUUUCAGGGCCUACUCCAGUUCAGCUGACUAACCUUUCUCAGCUCAUCACGCUGACACUUGAUGGGAAUUAUCUUUCCGGUGGACUUCCGUCACAAAUAAUAUCCUGGAUUUCUCUUACCAAUUUGAAUCUCUCAAGGAAUGAUCUUUCUGGUCCAAUUCCAUCUGCGAUAGGUUCUUUACCUGACCUCCUUGAUCUGGACUUAUCAGAGAAUCAACUUUCCGGUUCAAUACCACCAGAAUUAGGCAGUUUAAAACUCACCACUUUGAAUUUGUCUUCCAAUCGACUGGCUGGAAAAAUUCCCAGUGAGUUUGAUAACAUGGCCUUUGAAAGGAGUUUCUUAAAUAAUUCCCAUCUUUGUGCCAUUAAUUUGAUCUCAAAUUUACCAAGUUGUAAUGUCAAAUCACAGCGGUCUAACAAGUUGUCACCAAGAAUUCUUGCGGUUGUUCUGGUGCUGGUAGUAAUUGCAUUCCUAGUUACUGCAGUGAUGACCUUGUUUUGGAAGAAGAAGCAAAGAUGUGAUCUUGCAACAUGGAAAUUGACCUCAUUCCAGAGACUAGAUUUUACAGAGGAAAACAUCUUGUCCUGUUUGACAGAAGGUAACAUGAUUGGGAGCGGUGGCUCAGGUAAGGUGUACAAAAUCCCAGUGCACCGGCCAGGUGAGUAUAUUGCUGUUAAGAAAAUCUGGAGUAGCAAGAAAUUGGAUCACAAGCAUGAGAGUGAAUUUCUUGCUGAGGUUCAGAUACUGGGAUCGAUCAGACAUUCUAAUAUAGUAAAGUUGUUGUGCUGUAUUUCAAGUGAAGACUCAAAGCUUCUUGUAUACGAGUACAUGGAGAACCAUAGUCUUGAUAGAUGGCUACAUGGGAAGAAGAAAAAGCCAUCUUCACUGACCACUCCAGUUCAAAACUUUGUCUUGACUUGGCCGAUGAGGUUGAAAAUCGCCUAUGGAGCUGCUCAAGGCCUCUGCUACAUGCACCAUGACUGCAGUCCUCCAAUUCUCCAUCGAGACGUGAAGUCCAGCAAUAUCUUGUUGGAUUCUGGCUUCGAUGCAAAGAUAGCUGAUUUUGGUCUGGCCAAGCUCUUAGUAAAGAAAGAUGAGCCUCUCACAAUGUCUGCUGUUGCUGGCUCGUUUGGUUACAUUGCCCCAGAGUAUGCCUAUACAACAAAGGUGAAUGAAAAGACUGAUGUUUACAGCUUUGGAGUUGUCUUGUUGGAACUGGUGACUGGAAGAGAACCUAAUGGUGGGGAUGAGCAUACAAGCCUUGUAGAAUGGGCAUGGAAGCAUUAUGGUGAAGGGAAACCUAUAGCUGAUGCUAUAGACGAGGAGAUCAGGGAGCAACGCUGUCUGGAAGUGAUGACUACUGUGCUCAGAUUGGGGCUUGUAUGCACCAACUCAAUACCGAAUUGUAGGCCUUCCAUGAAAGAAAUUCUGCAGAUUCUCCAUCGCUGCACCCCUCUAGAAGAUAAUGGAGGCCUGAAGGCAGGCUGCGACAUUGCUCCUUUACUGGGCAGUGCCAAGUAUCUUUCAAGCUACAAGUGCAGGUCUAAGAAGAUAAUGAAUGAAGAUGAUGACAGCUUCAGCUGCGGUGUCUAAAAAACUCCUGACCCCUCAAGGAAGGGAAAAAAGAAGUGCUGAAUGAUUUAGUAUCAAUUGCUCAAUCUUAGCAGCGCUAUAUGUUUUGAGUACUUCUAUCAGUUUUAAUUUCAAGAGAAUUAUUCAGAAAAAUUAUUAACUAGUUUUGGUUUGUAAUAGAGUCUGACAUGCUUCAUAGUUAUGCAGGGUUCUGUAUAAAAUGUAAUACUAUCAUGUAAAUUUUUUGGUGAAGGUUAUGCAUUUAGCAGUUUUAAUCU